Rubroshorea leprosula is the source of this 507-nucleotide messenger RNA. NCBI's taxonomy places the organism in Eukaryota, Viridiplantae, Streptophyta, Magnoliopsida, Malvales, Dipterocarpaceae. The record is from the annotation of a GenBank genome assembly.
AAGAAUUUAUUUUUCUUCUGAGAAAAUCAAACCCACAAAUUUCUAUUUAAGACCCAACAAUUACCUUCUCUUCCAGGGGUUUUGUUGUUUUCAAUAAAUGCUAUAUUGUGAAUGCUGACCUCGCUCACUUCCUCAGCCUUCCCAUUUCUGGAUCUGAAUCUCCUCUCGCAGACGCCAUUCACGGGAUUAGCAACUUCAGCUUAUAACUCCAACGGCUUGGACUUGGAUGCUGCCGUGUUCCUCUUCCUCCAACCUCGCAGGUUUUCUUCUGCACCUGCUCUUUAGCUUGCUUUACACAUGAAUAUUCCAUCUUUUAAUUGUUAACCUACAAUUUUUAUUCUCAUAUAAAUGAGCUUCUGGAUCUAGCACAUUGUGGGGAAUGUUUGGGAUUUUGAUCCCAACUCUAUAUUUAUUUUAUUUAUUCCUCUCUUUUUGAGCCAAAUGAGGUUGUCAAUUUGUGGGUUUCGUGUGUACUGUGUAGAACAUAUAUAAAGUUUACUUCUUCUU